CAUGGUGCCGGUGGUGUACGCAUGCUACGCGUGGAUUCCAGACCACCUCGAUAAGCCGCUCGGUAAGAAGAAGCUCGAAGACGCUGCGAGCAAGUCAGCGGACCUCCAGGAAGAGUUUGUGCCAUCGACGACGCCCGUGCCGCACUCGUUUUGGCGCGAGACGUUUGAAAUCGCCAAGAACCCGGCCUUCCUCGCGUCGGCCUUUGGUCUCUCGGCCUUUACGUUUACGAUCCAAGGCAUGGUCGCGUUCGCACCGGCGAUUCUCAUUGGCUAUGGACUUUUGAGUGAGUCGAUCGCGUCGACGGCGUUUGGCGGCAUCGUCGUCCUCGCGGGCCUCAUUGGGUCGCCGCUCAGUGGCUACAUUCUCGACAAGGUGGUCCGCGGCCACGAAGGUGACCGCUUCUUCCGCCUCCACCGCGCGGCGUUUCAAAUGUUCGUCUCGAUCGCGACCGGCGUCGCGCUCUUGCUCGUGUCGCUGGGCUUUAUGAGCUCCAAGUUUGUCUUCCUCGGCCUCGUCUUUCUCGGGUUCCUCUUUGUGUUUGCGACCCAAACCGUCACGACGAUCGUCAUCAUGAUGAGCGUCUCGGACGCGCAGCGCGGGUACGCCAUGGGCCUCAGCACAUUCAUCCAGCAUCUUUUUGGCGACGUGCCCGCGGCCGUCAUCCUCGGUGCGCUCAAGGACAUGUGGGCGCCCAACUGCGGCAGCAAGGUAAACGCCAGCGGCAAGGAUGUGCUCGACCCCAACUGCCACUUGGACAAGGACGGUCUGCGCUACACGCUCGCAUUUGCGUACGGCUGGCUCCUUUGGACUGUUCUUUGCUGGGGCAUCACGUACAUCAUUGGACGUAAGUGGCACAUCAAGGCGGAUGCGGCCAAGGCGCUCGCUGCGUCGCCCAGCGUCAAUGUCGUGGCGCAAGAGUAGAUCCGGCGUUUGGAACGAUAAUCUCAUAUUUCCUUCUCAA
Messenger RNA from Saprolegnia diclina VS20, 962 nucleotides. RefSeq lists its product as hypothetical. Gene Ontology annotation, biological process: transmembrane transport. Gene Ontology annotation, molecular function: transmembrane transporter activity. The transcript has a single exon. NCBI's taxonomy places the organism in Eukaryota, Oomycota, Saprolegniomycetes, Saprolegniales, Saprolegniaceae. Gene Ontology annotation, cellular component: membrane. The annotation marks the transcript as partial. The record is from RefSeq and is a predicted model, not a curated record.